AUGAUCCCUCUCCGAUAUGAACUACUAAGAGCCCGGCCAUAUCACCGUCACGAAGUGGAAGAUGCGUCAUAUUUCCCUGCUCUACUGGAGCGAAAGCUGCAGUUAGGUGCCUCGCAAUUUCAGACACGACCAGUGCCUGUUAUUCGUCUCGAGAGUCCAUCUCCAGGUUCGACGAUGCCGCGCACCUUGGAACAAGCUACGGACGACCUGGUAAAAUAUAUCGAUACUCACGAGGAGCAAAUCUCAGAUGUCAUUGCUGAUCUAAGGCAAUGCGACACGAGCACGUGCACCGUUGCAUCUAUAGUUAAAUAUACGUUCAAAGUUUCGAACAACUUCAUUUUCAUGAAGAAACUGGAUGGUCGGGUUAAAUUCAUCGGUUUCUUUACACCAAAUGACGAGCAAGUAAUUGGGCCAAACGACAGUGGGAAAACCAUUGUCGAACUGGGCUGCCGUCAGCGUGCCGGCAUCUUACUCAACUGUGAUGCCUUUGAGAAACUUCUACAAGUCAUGGAUGCAUGCAAAGCGUUGGAUAUAAUCAUCUCCUCAGUACUUCACCAACUCAUCCACGCAUACUUCAUAGUAACUUGUGGGGUUCAAAGCGAAGAAAAAAAGGCCAAUGCGCUUCUCACGCACGAAGAACAUUUUGGCAUUAUCCUGUACAAAAUCAAAGCGCGCUCCUCCUCGAAGGAUGGGCCUCUGCCUCUCGAUUUUGGAAAUAUAAUGCCGGACGUUGAGAAGUAUUUCGGGGGAACAGAUAGAGCAUUUGACGGUUGUAGACCGACGAUACGCAGCUCAUUGUGGGUUGAUAGUCGCAAGUUAAGCACGGAAUGUGCACGCAAAGUCAAACAACUUAAAGAGGAGGAAUGCAUGGAUUGGUACAAGAAUAAGUGCAUCAAGACCCUGGAUCCGGAUAUCUAUGUUUACAGCCUCAAUUCUAACACGUUUGAAGCGAAGCCUCUCUCCAAGUGUGGCCCCAAAAGCGAAUGGAUAGAGCUGUCUCACAAGAAGAUGGCGUAUAAAGUUCCGCGCAAAGCUUUCGAGAACUAUCCUAGCUUCAAGAAGAAGUUUGAAGAUUCGAUCCGCAAGCUGGAAGUUUCGUCCGAUGUCAAGAAAGAGACAGUAGAGGAGUUUUUGCGCUGGUUGUGCGAAGAGAAUGAAGAUUACUUCAAGCCCAGCUUACACGUCUGCAUCGCGGUGUAUAAGCUGGCGCUGAGCUUGCACUUCGAGGAACUCAAAGAUUUCAUGCUUGAUCAGAUCUAUCGCAGCCCGCCCGUACAUCCCACACCAGAUUCUAUCCUCGAGGUUAUUCGUGCGGUUUAUGGGAUGCCCACGCCACCUGAUCGGAAUUUGAGAACUUGGGUAGAAGGAUUCGUGAAGUCCAUGGGAAGCGUGGCCGUAAAGACGGCAACAACGGAUCCCAGACUCAGCCGCUUGCGAUCCACAAGCGGAGCCUUCAGACAAGAUCUUGACAAGGUCGCACGUGAGGUUGGGCCGAACAGCAUCGCCAAUGCCGAUGCUGUGUACACAGCAGGCAUGAGUGGGAACGUGACUACUACUUCAAGUGGCACGAUCAGCUCCUACACUGUCAGCCCGCCUCCGACCAUAGUCCAGAGCCCUCCUGUGCAGGUCACAACAACGGCCACACAGUUGCCUUCGCCGUAUGGAGCGAGUCUGAUAUAUCAUCAAUUACCAUGCCCCACCACUGUCAGCCCGGUCUACCCAACUGGCUGGAGUCCCCCAACAACCAGGCGUGGCUGGAGAGAACCAGUAUUUGUUAAGACCGCACCCGUGGCAGAACCAGUGUCACACCCACGGUGGCAUUCACGCUGGAACGCAAGCCUUGGUUAACUUUUGAAACAAAAAAGAAACUUCUCUCUCUGGUCAUCACAAUCUGGGCAGCAGUACCGCUUUGAAUGUUUGCUUCAAAUACAUGGUUCGUGUCGCUCGUAUUUGCCAGUGUCGCCACAGCAACAACUUUCGGAUGGAUCUUGCACUUACUGUCACUCCGCGUCAUCUUUGCUCUUAUUGCACGGCAAGCUAUAUUUCGAAUGGAACUACUAAAAACUUACCUUGG
Molecule: messenger RNA, 2074 nt
Organism: Verruconis gallopava
Lineage: Eukaryota; Fungi; Ascomycota; Dothideomycetes; Venturiales; Sympoventuriaceae
Exons: 1
Coding region: 1-1848 (615 amino acids)
Source: RefSeq, a predicted model, not a curated record